AGCAGCAUCACAACCCCUCUCCCAGGUCUAUCAAUUCGUGACGUGAAGCCCUCAAUUGCCCAGCAUGCCGCUACAACUUCACCCCAUCACGUCGCCCGACGACAUCGAAACCUUUACUUCCAUCCAGAGCGCCGCAUUUGCCUACGGCGGCGGCAUGACCGCUGCAAUGGCACCCGACCCUCUUCCCGAAGGAUGGGCGGAGAAGAACAUUGAGAAGAACCUCAAAUCCUGGCGCGAAGAGCCCGAUGUGUUCUAUCUCAAGGUUGUCGACACGGACAUUGAUGGCGGCAAGAUGAUUGCCGGGGCCAAGUGGCGCAUCAACGAAAAGGAGCGCAGUCAAGAGGCGGCGCAAAGGAUGUAUCCCAGUGCCGACAAGGGGGCAAGCCAGGCCACGGUAGACUUCAUGGCGCACCUGAGCAGAGUACGCAAACAGUACAUGGGUACCAAGCCCUUCUGCUUGCUGCACCUUCUGGUGACACAUCCGGACCAUCACCGCAGAGGCGCAGGCACUAUGCUGCUGGAAUGGGGCCUCAGCAGGGCAGACAAGGCCCGUCUUCCUAUACUUCUCGAGGGAUCGCGCAUGGGCCGGCCAUUGUAUCAAAGAGUGGGGUUCCAGGUCAAGGAAAUCGUUACUUUUGAUCUGGCAAAGUAUGGCCACGAGGGCACGGAUGAGAACAUUGUCAUGAUCAGGGAGCCUGCAGUCGCCGCGACAUGAAAUAAACACUAUGCUCUUCG
Exserohilum turcica Et28A is the source of this 735-nucleotide messenger RNA. RefSeq lists its product as uncharacterized. The record is from RefSeq and is a predicted model, not a curated record. The transcript is spliced from 2 exons. Lineage: Eukaryota; Fungi; Ascomycota; Dothideomycetes; Pleosporales; Pleosporaceae. The coding region runs from base 65 to 715 and encodes 216 amino acids. Gene Ontology annotation, molecular function: acyltransferase activity, transferring groups other than amino-acyl groups.